GAGUGUGUGUAUGAGUGAUGGGUAGGUUUAGGGGUCGGGUUAGUGUGUGUGUGUGUGUUCCCUGUCCCAGCAAGAGGUCUGAUUCCAGUCCGGAUCUCCCGCUGACUAACACAAAGGGGUUUAAGUGUUUGAACAGGCUUUGGUCACACGAGAUGCUGAAAUCUGCCUAGCUCAGAUUAGCCGGAUCAGCGUCGGAUCAUGCGGCCGACAGGAAUGUUGAAUGUGCUGUUAUGAAACCAAACUCAUUAAUUCAUAAACGUAUCGCUGAAUUACCCUGAGAAGAUUUCUUUAAGGUUGUCGGGAGUGUUUUUAAAAUUUAUUUUUUAUUAAGAUACUUUGCUAGCUUGAUUGUUUGUAAGUUUUGGAGUAAUUCAGUUCUCCACGUCCUCUUGUGGUCAGAUAUGGAAUUAAAUCCUGUAUUUUGCUUUCUUACGGUUUCACAACUGGGAUAUUAAAAACAAUAAAAUGUAUAAAAUUAAAUAUAAUUUUAAAAAAAAGUUAAAUUUGGUGUUUUACUAUAUACAUAUAUAUUAUUAUUAUUAUUUUUUUUUUUUUUCAUUUUUAAAUAUUCUCUGCAGGGAUUUAUUGAUGCUCUCUAUUUGACUUUUAUAUCUAUAAUUUUAUAUGUUUUUGUGAUGAUUGAUGAGUGUUUUUCAGGCUCUGUAAACACAGGUUCCUCCUGCAAUCUCUCAUGCCGUUGGCUAUAAGCGCUAAGAAGAUUACGACUGACUCCUUAUCUCUGAACACGACACAAACGGUAGGAAGAAACUGGUGUUUUAUUGGUUUCUUAGUGUGUAUUAUCAGCAGAUGAAUGAAUGAUUAUACUGGAAUACUGGGAGACAGUGACGACAGCGAUGACGAUCCAAACUCAAAGAACCUGCUGGCGGCGUCCUGGGAGAAGUUAUCCGUCAUGGACAGACUGGGAUUAAAGAGCAGUGUGGAGAUGACGGAGGACGAGGUCGAGAGCGCGUUUACCCAGUUUGCACUGGGGUUUGGCUGUGACCAGUACACGCUAACGCAGCGGCUUCAAGCGGAGCAUCACGAGCGUGUCGUCGCGGAGGAGAAUCUGCAGAGAGAGCUGCUACACACCCAAGAGAUGCUGCAGGUGUUGUACGAGCGUCUUCCAGAUGUGGACGGCAGAGAGAUGGUGGAACAGAUGAAGAACAGCCUCCAGAUGCUGGAGAGCAACGUAGACACCGUAGCGAAAACAGCAGAGAUGCUCGGAGCCGCACACCAGGAAGCGCGCGUCAGUCACGCCGUGGAAAUGAUGUCGAUUCACGUGGAGCAUCUCAAGAAACGUCACGCUUCAGAGAGCGAGGAGAUGCUGGAGGCCAGGAAGAUGCUGCACAGGAGGAAGCGUCGGUUACACAGCGACUCCACAGAUGACCGGGACCUGUUCAGACAUUUAUCACAACAGCCAAUACGCCGCAGGGUCAGCAUCACGUUACUCCCGACUCAAUCUGAGUUGAAGCGUCUAGAGGCUUCGUUUUUGGAGAACUGCGAAACCGGUGCGGACGCAAACGCAGAGUUUGAUACGCAAGAAGACCGGAGACAGGAAGUAGAUUCUCCUGUGAACAGUCUAAACCAAGAUGAUGAUGGCGACAGAGGUGUGUUUCAAAGUGUGACGCAAAUCACGUGCCAUCGCCGUCGUUAUCCUCCAAUCAAGCCCAAAGAAAGUUCAUGUGAGGGGGAGGAGUCAGAACAAGGGGAGGAGUCCAACCCUGAAAUGCGUCUCUUGGCACGUCGGCGCCCCCUGGUGUCCUGGAGGUUUCCUCACGGACGGAUCGUCACAGUGAUUUCGUUCGUGUUUGGUCUGAUAACGACUCUUUUAUAUGUAUUUGUGAUCGCGGGUGACGUCACGCGCCUCGGCCCCGCCCCCCGCGCGCGCUCAUGAAGCUUUAACGAGCUCGUGAGAGUUCAGGUAGAUGCUCGCCAACUGCGUCUCCUCAUCACAUCAUCAUCAUCAUCAACAUCAUCAUCA
Messenger RNA from Pimephales promelas (fathead minnow), 1981 nucleotides. The record is from RefSeq and is a predicted model, not a curated record. NCBI's taxonomy places the organism in Eukaryota, Metazoa, Chordata, Actinopteri, Cypriniformes, Leuciscidae.